CUACCACAUACCGUGAAUCGCGAGGCUAGAAGGCGCUGGGAAGUGUGGUAUAAGAAGCCAAACAGGUUGGCCCCGACAAGUUCCGAUGGGAAAGACCUGGUCCACUCAAUAUAGGACAUAUCCUUCAGGGAAACUCGCUGAGCCUUUCCUGAUCAGAUCCUCCUCUCGUACACAGCCAUGGCGGUCCGUCUGCACUUUGAUAGAAAUGGGUGUUCACAGCAAUUCGAGGACCAGAAUCGCGAGCAGAUACAAGGCUGUGUAAGCGGGUAUAGGCAGAUCAGGAACGGCCACGGUCAUACAGUGGUUAUUACGGAGGCCACAGUCAUGAACGAACUUCUCUGGUCCCCGGGCUUUUGGGAUAGAGCGGGAUCAGACCAUUCAACCAUCCGGCUGGCGAAUGAUGCCCUCACUGCCCAAAACCUUUGGUAUACAAUGCACUGGAGACCCGCGCCAGAUGGCCUCAUGGAGUCUCCCGAUACGGUUGUUUUUCCAUGGAAUAAUCGGGAGGCACCCGAACAGAAACGUAAACAGAAGCUGAUUGCACAACGGAACAGUGCCUACUAA
Aspergillus versicolor CBS 583.65 is the source of this 564-nucleotide messenger RNA. RefSeq lists its product as uncharacterized. NCBI's taxonomy places the organism in Eukaryota, Fungi, Ascomycota, Eurotiomycetes, Eurotiales, Aspergillaceae. The record is from RefSeq and is a predicted model, not a curated record. The transcript is spliced from 2 exons. The coding region runs from base 178 to 564 and encodes 128 amino acids.